Molecule: messenger RNA, 594 nt
Organism: Alternaria arborescens
Lineage: Eukaryota; Fungi; Ascomycota; Dothideomycetes; Pleosporales; Pleosporaceae
Exons: 1
Coding region: 1-594 (197 amino acids)
Molecular function (GO): protein binding
Source: RefSeq, a predicted model, not a curated record
AUGGAAGAGACUAAUGACAGCAACGACUCUAUCACCACGAAAAUAGAGGUUGCUACGCAUGGUGACGUUAUUCUUGUGGUCGGUCCGCACGACAAGAAGAUUCGCGUCUGUUCCUCCGUCCUCAAUAAUGCGUCGAAGGUUUUCAGCGUUAUGUUUGGACCCGACUUUGCCGAAGGCCAAAAUCUGGAUAGUCAUGACCCCAAGGAGGUCCCCAUGCCAGACGACAAUGCACACGCCUUAGAAAUAAUUUGUAACGUUAUCCAUCUCCGGAACGAUGUAGUGCCACGGUCUCUCAGUCCCAAGGAUAUCUUCGAAAUCGCUAUCGCUGCCGACAAAUUCGAUUGCGUUGUUGCGUUGAGAUAUGCCAGCGCAGCCUGGCUGAACCCCAAGGGUGUUGAGAAUAUCUUGGAGUUGAGUUAUCUCAUGUCUGCCGCCUACAUUCUCGACGAUGCACAGGCUUUCGGUGAUAUUACACUCUCGAUGAUGCUCGAUCAUAAAGAUUCCUACCUCCCGCUCGCUGAUCAAGGUGCCGGUCUUACUGACUGGGUUCCUUGGAAGGUUCUCUGUAAGUAUCAAUUUUGCCAAAGGCUUUGA